This is a messenger RNA of Acaulospora morrowiae, 765 nucleotides long. The record is from the annotation of a GenBank genome assembly. NCBI's taxonomy places the organism in Eukaryota, Fungi, Glomeromycota, Glomeromycetes, Diversisporales, Acaulosporaceae.
AUGUUGAAGAAACUCACCUUCUUACCAUCCUCUUACAGGUUUCUGUACGAUGUGUUUGGAACGAUCGUUGACUGGCACGCGACUGUAACCCAGGAGUUAACCUCAUUUGCCACUCUAACCUCAACCCGUUUCCCGAUAAGCGUCCAACUCACCUCUAAGAAUUGGAGCGAAUUCGCUCAAAAGUGGCGUCGCAGUUACUGCACUCGUGUCAAGAAGUCGCUGUCAGGUGAGCUCCCCUUUAUCACCGUGGACAAGAUAAAUAGGGAAAUUUUGGAUGACCUACUCAAAGAGUUUGAUAUCCCUCAACACUUAUGGAGCGAAGAUGAGAUGGAACAGGUGACUAUGGUUUGGCACCGGUUGGAUUGUUUUGAGGACAGCAUACCAGGUCUGACGAGAUUAAGCAAUAAAUACAUCAAUGCCACUCUGAGUAAUGCUAAUGUGAGGUUAUUAGUGGAUUUAAAACGACACGCGGGAUUGCACAUGUUGGAUUACAUGUUCUCUGCCGAGCUUUUUAAAGAGUAUAAGCCAAAGGAGGAGACAUAUUUGGGAGCAUGUAGGAUGUUAUCGUUGAGACCCGAUGAGGUCGUGAUGGUGGCUUCACAUCCGUACGAUCUGAUCAACGCGAAACUGCAUGGGUUGAGAACCGUUUACGUGAGAAGAAAAGAAGAACUGGAUUGUCAUGAAGACAAUGGGCCGAUUAAUGAAGAUGAGUUUGAUUGGGUGGUGGACAGUUUAGAAGAAUUGGCCGAGGUCAUGGGGUGUUAG